AUCAAAAGUGUUUUUAACUAAUGAUCAUGAGACAAGUGGCAGCCAAUUCAAAUAAUAAUUACUUCAUAUCUAUGCUGUCAAUGUCAAAAAUAUAAGGGCACCAAGGCAGGCAAAGUGGAUAUUACAAGAGCCACAUUAGUUUAAACAACACCAAUCAAAAGAACCUAUGUCAUAUCUCUUUCAACCAAAUAUAUAAACGAGUUCAGGACAAAAUAAAGAGAACCACUAACUCAUUUACUGCAAAUUAUUAGAAUGAAACAUGUAAAACAAAGGAGCCUAACUUUUACCCUUAUAAAUCCUUAAGAAAUCCUUAGGAAGCCAAAGAAAUAGAAUUAAUUGGAGUUCAUCAGCAUCCCAAGAGUGUGAUCCAUGGUAAAAAGAAAAGGGAGGAAAAAGAAAGAUUUAGGACAUUUGGGGUGACCCCACAUUUCUCCUCUCUAAAUCUCUACCGUUCAACUCAUCCUUCCCUUCUCUAUUUAUACAGACUUCCCAUUUUGUUUAGAGUCUCAAGACACUGGUGUCUUUAUUCUGCAACUAUCAUCAGCAUUACUUCACCAACUUCCUCCCGCCCCGCCCUGCUCUGCCCUGUUCUGCUCUUUUCCUGUACUUCAACUUCAUUCAUCAAUGGCUUGCUUGGAGAUUUGCAACCAGGUCUGCAACCUAAUAAAAUCAUCUUCUUUUUCUCUCUUAUCUUUUGAAUAUGACGAACAGGAAGAAGGCACAUUUUAGAGUGUAUUUUGUUUUUUGGGUACAGAAUUUGCAGGGUGAUGAGACUAAAGAAGAGAGGGAAAUUUGCACUCUUGAUGGGACUCUUGAUUGGCAUGGCCAACCUGCAAUCCGGUCAAAAACGGGAGGAUGGGUUGCUGGAAUCAUCAUACUCUUGAAUCAAGGUCUUGCAACUCUUGCGUUCUUUGGGGUUGGUGUGAACUUGGUGUUGUUCCUGACAAGAGUUUUGCAGCAAAACAAUGCCGAUGCAGCCAACAGUGUAAGCAAAUGGACCGGGACGGUCUACAUCUUCUCUCUUGUUGGGGCUUUCCUCAGUGAUUCGUACUGGGGAAGGUACAAAACUAGUGCCAUUUUUCAGAUCAUCUUUGUCAUUGGCCUGGUUUCACUUUCCAUAACGUCACAGCUCUUCCUGAUCAAACCAAAAGGUUGUGGGGAUGAGAACACCCCAUGCGAGUCACAUUCAAGAUUGGGGACUGCAUUGUUUUACCUCUCCAUUUACCUUAUUGCACUAGGAAACGGGGGAUAUCAACCAAAUAUUGCCACACUUGGAGCAGACCAAUUUGAUGAAGAGGACUCCACAGAGGGGCACUCAAAAGUGGCAUUCUUUAGCUACUUCUACUUGGCGCUUAACUUGGGUUCUCUCUUCUCAAACACCAUUUUAGGGUACUUCGAAGAUGGAGGACUGUGGGCUCUGGGCUUCUGGGUGUCAACUGGCUCAGCUUUUGCAGCAUUGGUUUUGUUUCUUUGUGGAACGCCAAGGUACAGGCACUUCAAGCCAAGUGGUAACCCUAUCCCAAGAUUCUGCCAAGUCAUUGUUGCUGCUGCUAAGAAAUCAACAGUCAGGAUGCCAUCAAGUGAAGAUGAACUAUACAACGUUGAUGGCAAGGACUGUUCAAUGAACCAUAGUAGAAAGAUAUUUCACACCCAUGGGUUCAAGUUUUUGGAUAGGGCUGCAUAUAUCUCAUCAAGAGAUUUGGAUAACCAAGGACAAGGUAUUGACAAUCCAUGGCGCCUCUGUCCCAUCACACAAGUGGAAGAGGUCAAGUGCAUUUUAAGAUUACUUCCUAUUUGGCUCUGCACCAUAAUAUACUCUGUGGUCUUCACUCAAAUGGCUUCCCUCUUUGUCGAGCAAGGCGCUGCCAUGAAAACUACUGUUUCAAACUUCCAUAUCCCACCUGCAAGUAUGUCGAGUUUCGACAUUCUCAGUGUGGCAGUUUUCAUUUUCCUUUACCGCCGAGUCCUAGACCCACUAGCAGGAAAACUUAGAAAAUCAGAUUCUAAAGGGUUGACUGAGCUUCAGAGAAUGGGGACUGGUCUCAUCAUAGCAGUGAUGGCAAUGGUUUCAGCAGGAAUAGUGGAGUGUUAUAGGCUAAAGUACGCCAAAGGCGAGUGCACACACUGUGAAGGCUCGAGCUCCUUAAGCAUCUUUUGGCAGGUUCCACAAUAUGCAUUUAUAGGAGCUUCGGAGGUCUUCAUGUACGUAGGACAAUUGGAGUUCUUCAAUGCACAAACCCCAGACAGAUUGAAGAGCUUUGGUAGUGCACUUUGUAUGACAUCUAUCUCUUUGGGGAAUUAUGUCAGUAGCUUUCUGGUCACUGUGGUAAUGAAAAUAUCAACAGAGGAUCACAUGCCAGGCUGGAUUCCAGGAAACCUGAACAGAGGUCAUCUAGAUAGAUUUUACUUCCUAUUAGCUGGAUUGACAGCAAUUGACUUUGCAGUGUAUAUUCUCUGUGCUAAAUGGUACAAAUGUAUCAAAUUGGAGGGCAAGUGUGAAGAAAGUGAAGACCAGGAGCACAUCAAGGUUUGAUUUGAAGAAAUAUAAACAAGAGCGAGACCGGUUUGAUGCAUAUUUUCUCAGUUUGUGUUAGAAUAAAAGGAAUGGGGCCUAAAGUGUCAGAAGCCUAUUAUUGGCUCAACUCUUAACACCCAAUUCUUUCCGCUUUCUACAACAUCUGACCAAAUAAUUUCAAGUCAUGUUAAGAGCAAGGAUGGCGUGUUAUGACCUGAAGAUUUCUUGUGCAA
Molecule: messenger RNA, 2748 nt
Organism: Cucurbita moschata (crookneck pumpkin)
Lineage: Eukaryota; Viridiplantae; Streptophyta; Magnoliopsida; Cucurbitales; Cucurbitaceae
Product: protein NRT1/ PTR FAMILY 7.3-like
Exons: 4
Coding region: 701-2533 (610 amino acids)
Biological process (GO): transmembrane transport
Cellular component (GO): membrane
Molecular function (GO): transmembrane transporter activity
Source: RefSeq, a predicted model, not a curated record